This is a messenger RNA of Ipomoea triloba (trilobed morning glory), 603 nucleotides long. Its product is annotated as TMV resistance protein N-like. The coding region runs from base 1 to 603 and encodes 200 amino acids. Gene Ontology annotation, biological process: signal transduction. Lineage: Eukaryota; Viridiplantae; Streptophyta; Magnoliopsida; Solanales; Convolvulaceae. The record is from RefSeq and is a predicted model, not a curated record. The transcript has 2 exons.
AUGCAACGUUACUUGUCCACAGCCAAGAACGCCGGCGGCCAGAUGGUCCGGAAAAGCAACUUCCGGCGGCCGCCGUGCGACGUGUUCGUGAACCACCGGGGGAUCGACACGAAGAAGAACGUGGCGGGGCUGCUCUACGACCACCUGCGGAGGGCGGGGCUGCGGCCGUUCUUGGACAGCAAGAACAUGAAGGCGGGGGACAAGCUGUUCGACAAGAUCGAUCCGGCGAUCCGAGGAUGUAAGGUCGGGGUGGCGGUCCUGUCGCCGCAGUAUUGCGACUCGUAUUUCUGCCUGCACGAGCUGGCGCUGAUGAUGGAGUGCCGGAAGAGGGUUAUUCCGGUGUUCUGCGACGUCAAACCGUCGGAGCUUGCGGUGGUUGAUAAGUGGAAUGGGGCUUAUCCGGCCGAGGAUUUGGAGAGGUUUAGGUUGGCUCUUGAGGAGGCUAAGUACACCGUUGGACUCACAUUUGACACCUUAAAUGGGGAUUGGUCUAACUUCUUAGCUUGUGCUUCGAAAGCUGUGGUGCAGAAUUUAAUAGAGGUGGAAGGAAGCGAGUGGAUCAAGAGACACAAAUAUUAUCAUCGUAAUCAUAAUAGACAAUAA